AUGCAUUCCACUAUCCCUCAGCAAGUGGUCCCAGAUACCCGCCUCACAGAGACAAGUUAUCGAUCAUUGGAACUGCCUCUGAGUGAAGACGACCCAGAAAUCCGCCAGAAGUACCGACCGUUCAUUCUCACCGACACUACGACCGAGGACUGGGUCAACAACCUAGAGCUAUCCACGGCUCUAAACAUGGCCGAGCAGAACCUCCGGAACACAAACGAGAGACUGAAAGUUUUGGUCCUUUACGGCAGCCUUCGGAGAAGGUCCUAUUCCCGACUCGUGGCAUUCGAGGCCUCGCGCAUCCUGUUCCGACUCGGCUGUGACGUUCGCGUAUUUGACCCUGAAGGUCUCCCCGUGAAGAGCGACAGCGAUGCAAACCACCCGAAAGUACACGAACUCCGAGAGCUCAGCCGCUGGAGUGAUGGACAUGUCUGGGUAUCGCCUGAACAGCACGGGAAUCUGACCGCUGUAUUCAAAAACCAAAUCGACUGGAUCCCCUUGACAACAGGGAGUGUUCGUCCCACGCAGGGCAGAACGCUCGCCAUCGCCCAGGUCUGCGGUGGAUCCCAAUCCUUCAAUGCCGUCAACUCACUGCGGAUCCUGGGUCGGUGGAUGCGCAUGUUCACGAUCCCGAAUCAAUCCUCGAUCCCCAGAGCAUAUACGCAAUUUCCGGACGAAGGGCAGCCAGAAGAUCAACGACUCAUGCAUAGUGGCAACCGCGAUCGGCUGGUGGAUUGCAUGGAGGAGUUUGUCAAAUAUACGAUUCUGAUGCGUCCGCACAUUGAGCUUUUUGGUGAUCGGUUUAGCGAACGGGAAGAUAGGAGGUUGAAGGAGGAGAUGAGGAAUGCUGCUAUUUGA
Molecule: messenger RNA, 855 nt
Organism: Aspergillus steynii IBT 23096
Lineage: Eukaryota; Fungi; Ascomycota; Eurotiomycetes; Eurotiales; Aspergillaceae
Product: arsenate resistance ArsH
Exons: 2
Coding region: 1-855 (284 amino acids)
Molecular function (GO): oxidoreductase activity
Source: RefSeq, a predicted model, not a curated record